Messenger RNA from Aphanomyces invadans, 1483 nucleotides. RefSeq lists its product as hypothetical. The coding region runs from base 77 to 1438 and encodes 453 amino acids. The transcript has 6 exons. NCBI's taxonomy places the organism in Eukaryota, Oomycota, Saprolegniomycetes, Saprolegniales, Verrucalvaceae. Gene Ontology annotation, molecular function: zinc ion binding; ubiquitin protein ligase activity. The record is from RefSeq and is a predicted model, not a curated record. Gene Ontology annotation, cellular component: nucleus. Gene Ontology annotation, biological process: ubiquitin-dependent protein catabolic process; protein ubiquitination.
AUCGCACGCUUCGUCGGGGCAUUCUCGGGGCUGCCAGUGAGCGACGCGCGAACCCCGGCGCACUCCGACACCUAUCAUGCAGCGACUACUCGGCAUUUCGAUCAACAUGCUGCGAGGCAAUGGUACCGACGCGCAACCUCACGGAGAAGGGUCAGCUGUCUCGAUAGACGACGACGACAUGGGGGUCGAUUCGACGAACCAAGUCGAUGGAACUCCACCUAUUCAGGAAUCCACGGAAGAACAGACACGUGAACGCAGACCGUCGAUUCGACCCACGGCGCUUCCUCCGCCCCUGGAAAAGACACCAGUUGACCCAGCCAAUCCCCAGGCCAACUUAAAGGCCCGCAUCAUGCAAAUCCAAACGAACAAGUCGCUGACACCCAAGGAAAAGGCCGACGGGAUGCAAAAAGUCAUGAUGGAGCAGUGGACGGAAGCGCAGGAACGGUUGACACCAAAGCAGACCGAGCGCAAGCCGGACACACCGAUCGCAGACUCGGGUCGCACCAUCGUGACGUACCACAACGAGGAAAAAGGCAUCAAGGGGUGCUCCCAUUACCAGCGAAAGUGCAAGCUCUUUGGCAAGUGCUGCAACAAGUUUUACACGUGCCGGUUCUGCCAUGAUGAGCAGGAGAAGCACUCGUUCGACCGAUACGCGACGGAGAAGAUCAGCUGCAUGGAGUGCCACACAAUUCAGCCCGUGGGCCACAAGUGCAUCAACGACACAUGCGGCGUCGAGUUUGCGCGCUACUUUUGCGGCGAGUGCAAGUUUUACGACGACGACGACACCAAGGACAUUUACCAUUGCGACAAGUGCCGCAUUUGUCGAAUUGGCAAGGGCCUCGGCGUCGACUACUUUCACUGCGACAAGUGCAACGCGUGCAUGAGCAUCACGCUCAAGAAGCACAAGUGCGUCGAGCGGUCGCUCGAAUCCGACUGCCCCAUCUGCCACGUGUACAUGUUCACCUCCACGACCCCCGUCAUGUUUCUUCCUUGCGGGCACUGCAUGCAUGUUGCGUGCUAUGAAGAUUACACGCAGACAAACUACAUUUGUCCGCUGUGUUCAAAGUCACUGGGCGAUAUGCGCGCGUAUUUUGCACGGAUCGACGACCUGCUCGCGCACGAGCAAAUGCCGGCCGAAUACCAAGACUACCGGUCGCAGAUCUACUGCAGCGACUGCGAACGCAAGUCCGAGACCAAGUUUCACUUUGUGUACCACAAGUGCCAGCACGACGAUUGCAAGUCGUACAACACGAAAGUCGUCAAGCAUUUCAAACAAGAAGUCGCGUCGGCACCACUGCCCCCGCCAGCGCCUUCGGAUCGCAACGGAUCCGGUCGGGUACAACCGAGGACGACGGAUGCGCGACGCAGCUCAUCUUCUUCCAUCACACGAAGAAGUUCGACGCCGUCGCGCCCCGGCUCGAGCAACCGCGGCACAUAGUCGUUUCGUCGUUAGCGCCAAAUCCCAUCUUUUUCCUUGAGCUGC